AAGCCACUACCCUUCACUUCACUAAGUGUGAAUUUUGGGUUUAUUUCGUUCUCUGGUGUUUCAUCUUGUUGCAUUGUUGUUAUGCGCUCUUUUUAGUACGUCACUUUAAAACUUUUGGAGAAGUGAAGACCUUGCUUGUUCAGAAAUGUAUUUACUUAUUUUUUGUUGAGCAGUUGAGAUUUACGAAUAAGAAACUCGGAUUAAAGCUUUACUCUUUUGGCUAUCUGUUACUUACAGUACUUCAAAGGCCAGGGAUUUAUAUACUUUCGCAGUUUCCAUCACACGUGGAAUUGAGAAAUUUAAUUCUGUCCACCCGAGCUGUGCUAUUACAGUGGAUCAUUGAGGCUGUACUACUGCUCUGUGCUCCUUUGGUUAUAUUCCUGCCUGGUACCAUGUGGUAAGGAUGAUGCCCACGUCUAGGCUGUCUAGUGUAAACGGAUUCCUGGAGGAUUCCAGGAUGGAGACGUCCGAUAUAGGCAGGUUCCUCAGGAGCCUGGAAGAAGGAGUUGUUAUGGCUGUAUUUUACCAAAAGAAGUCUCAGCGGCUGGAAAGGCGAACAUUCCAAGUUAAAAUGGAUACCAGGCAAAUUAUCUGGAGCAGGUCUCCUGAUAAAAUUGAAGGCGAAAUUGAUAUUCGUGAGGUUAAAGAGAUUCGUCCAGGGAAGAAUUCAAGAGAGUUUGAACGGUUUACAGAAGAUGCUCGUAAAAUGGAUACUACUUUGUGUUUUAUUUCCUUGUAUGGAUCAGACUUCCGACUGAAGACCCUCAGUGUUGCAGCUUACUGUGAAGAAGAUGUUAAUCUGUGGAUAAAUGGUUUGAAUUGGUUGGUUGCAGACACAGUUAAAUCUCCUACCCCUCUUCAGGUGGAAAGAUGGCUGCGGAAGCAAUUUGAAAUGAUGGAUAGAAACAGAGAAGGCAGCAUUACUCCAAAGGAUCUUAAGGUGAUGCUUCCACAGGUGAAUUAUCGAGUGCCCAAUAUGAGAUUUCUGCGGGACAAAUUAGUGGAAAUUGAAGCCAGAGUUGAUAUGAGCUUUGUACACUUCCUACAGUUCUACAGGAACCUGAUGUUUGAUGCUCAGAGAUCGAUAAUCGAACAACUUGAUUUGACAUGCCCAUUGCGGAAUGUUGAUAGACCAGAACUCUGCAAGGUCACUUUGUAUGAUGUACAGAAAUUUCUGCAAUAUGAUCAAAAGGAAAGCUGGGCAAAUGAUAUCAACAAAGUUCGGGAGCAUAUGUGCAGUUACCUAAAGGACCCACUAAGGGAACUGUCAGAACCGUUUCUUCAGCUGGAAGAGUUUUUGACAUACCUGUUCUCUAAGGAAAACACAAUCAUGGAGUCCAAGUUUGACAAAGUGGUACCAGAAGAGAUGAACUACCCUCUUUCCCAGUACUGGAUCUCAUCUUCCCACAAUACGUAUCUUACAGGUGAUCAGUUUUCAAGUGAGUCCUCACUAGAGGCUUAUGCCAGGUGUCUUCGGAUGGGCUGCCGAUGCAUAGAAUUGGACUGCUGGGAUGGUCCAGAUGAUCUGCCAAUCAUUUACCAUGGGCACACACUGACCACAAAAAUUAAAUUCCUGGAUGUCUUGUAUACAAUAAAAGAACAUGCCUUUGUUACAUCUGACUAUCCCGUUGUUCUCUCAAUUGAAGACCACUGCAGUGUUGUACAGCAAAGGAAUAUGGCAUCUCACUUUAAGAAAGUCUUUGGAGACAUGUUGUUGACAAAACCUGUAGACAUUAAUGCAGAUGAGCUACCAUCCCCUAAUCAGCUCCGGAGGAAGAUACUAAUCAAGCACAAGAGGUUGGUGGAAGGAAAUCUUUAUGAAGAAGUCUCCACUGCCAGCUACUCAGAGAAUGACAUCAGCAAUUCUAUUAAAAAUGGAAUUCUUUUCCUUGAAGACCCCAUAGAUCAUACUUGGAGCCCUCAUUAUUUUGUCCUGACAAGUAACAAGAUCUACUACUCUGAGGAAACUUCUCGUUACCAGACCAAUGAUGAUGAAGAUGAUGAUGACCAGAAAGAGGAGUUCAACAAUAAUGAUUUGCACUUUACGGAGAAGUGGUUUCAUGGCAAGCUGGGUGGUGGAAGAGAUGGGCGUCAGAUUGCUGAGAAACUGCUCCAUGAAUAUUGUACUGAAACAGGCAGAAAAGAUGGUACAUUCUUGGUGCGGGAGAGUGAGACCUUUGUGGGUGACUACACCCUGUCAUUCUGGAGAUCAGGUAGAGUACAGCACUGUCGAAUCCACUCACGACAAGAAGCUGGCACUACAAAGUUUUACCUUACAGACAACUUGGUGUUUGAUAGUCUCUAUGCACUUAUCAGUCACUAUCGUGAGGUUCCUCUUCGCUGCAAUGAAUUUGAGAUGCGACUUACUGAUCCAGUGCCACAACCUAAUGCUCACGAGAGCAAAGAUUGGUACCAUGCCAAUCUUACAAGACUGCAAGCGGAGCACAUGCUCAUGAGGGUGCCACGGGAUGGAGCCUUCUUGGUUCGUAAACGGAAUGAGUCCAACUCUUAUGCCAUUUCAUUCAGAGCAGAAGGAAAGAUCAAGCACUGCCGGAUUCAGCAGGAGGGACGUCUCUUCAUGCUUGGCAGCUCAGCUGAGUUUGAGAGCCUUGUUGACUUGGUGAAUUACUAUGAGAAACAUCCACUUUAUCGCAAGAUGAAGCUCCGAUAUCCCAUCAAUGAAGAAACUCUAGAAAAGAUGGGUACCACGGAACUAGACUAUGGUGCACUGUAUGAAGUGAGGACUCCACAUUUCUAUGUAGAAGCAAACAAAAUGCCAACAGCAAGGUGCACAGUGAAGGCCUUAUACGAUUACAGAGCCCAAAGAGAAGAUGAGCUGUCUUUCUGUAAGCAGGCAAUAAUUCAUAAUGUAGAUAAACAGGAUGGCGGGUGGUGGCGAGGUGACUAUGGUGGCAAAAAACAACUCUGGUUUCCAGCAAACUACGUGGAAGAAAUAACAAGCACUGUUGUACAGGAGCAAGAUGAAGCAUCUGCAGAAAACAGUCCACUAGGGAGCUUCCUGAAAGGAUAUAUUGAUGUACCAUCUUGCCAUGUUGUUGUUCAAAAGGAUGGCAAGUGCUCCAAGCCCUAUGUCUUCACUAUCCAUUCCCAACAGAUGUCACAUCCUUCCCAGUCACUAGAUGUAGCUACCAGCACCUUGGAGGAACUGAAUGACUGGGUGAUUAAAAUUAAGGAAGCCACACAGAAUGCAGAUGCUAGGAUGCAAGAAGGAAAGAACAUGGAACGACGGAAAAAGAUUGCCCUGGAAUUGUCUGAAUUGGUAGUUUAUUGCCGACCAGUUCCAUUCGAUGAAGAAAAGAUUGGUACAGAUAAAGCUUGUUAUCGGGAUAUGUCUUCGUUCCCAGAAACAAAAGCAGAAAAGUAUGCCAACAGGAGUAAAGGCAAAAAGUUCCUCCAAUACAAUCGCCGGCAACUCAGCCGUAUUUACCCCAAAGGUCAGAGGCUGGACUCUUCUAACUAUGAUCCUUUGCCCAUGUGGAUCUGUGGCAGUCAGCUGGCUGCACUCAACUUUCAGACACCAGACAAACCGAUGCAGCUGAACCAGGCUCUGUUUAUGCUCGGCGGGAAGAGUGGCUAUGUUCUACAACCAGACAUCAUGAGAGAUGACAGUUUUGACCCAUUUGACAAGAACAGCCUGAAAGGAGUAGAGCCCAUUACAGUGCAGCUACAAAUCCUUGGAGCACGUCAUCUGCCCAAGAAUGGAAGAAGUAUUGUUUGUCCCUUUGUAGAGGUAGAGGUGUGUGGAGCGGAGUAUGACAACAGCAAGAACAAAACAGAAGUUGUGCCUGAUAAUGGAUUGAACCCUGCCUGGCAACACAGUGCAUUUGUAUUUGACAUCAACAACCCAGAGUUUUCUUUCUUGAGAUUUGUUGUAUAUGAAGAGGACAUGUUCAGUGACCCCAACUUCCUCGCUCAGGCAACCUUUCCAGUGAAAGCACUCAAACCAGGAUACAGAUCAGUGCCUUUGAAGAACAGUUAUAGUGAAGAACUGGAACUUGCUUCAUUGCUGGUACAUAUAACAAUAGUCAAUGCAAAGGAAGAAGAUGAUGAAAAUCUUUACUCUUCCAUUCAACAACUGAGGGAUCGAGCCAGUGAACUCUCAAACCAAGUAUCCACAUUUGACCGCAGUAACAACUCUGACCCACGUUAUCAGCAGUGGAUGGAUGAGCUGCGGGCAGCUCAGGAACAGCUGAUGGAGCUAACUGAAGUUAGGAAUAAGAAGCUUACAGAAAAAAAGAAGCGGGACAGACUGUUGGUGAAUAGGCGCACCUAAGAACACCAUGGCUUCCACUCAACAUGGACAAUUUUAGAACUCUACUGGUUUCAAAGUAAACCUUAAGACUCUCAUUUCUUUCUCCCUUUCCCGUGGAUAUCUUGUCUACUGACAUGAGAGAGGCUCUGUGAUCCUGUAUCUCCAAAAUAUGAAACACUAUUUCACAGAUUGGAGCAGGGUGUAAUGCUUUGUCCAGUUCCAGAUCACAGCAGAAUGCAAAGUUUACUAAAUGAUGCAGUGCUGGUGCCUUUUAUUCUUUAACUGUAUAUUUUGCUUUCUGAGAAUUGAAGUUUACUUGGAAUGUAUUGUAACAAUGUCCUUGCAAAACUCUAUCAUAUAAGUUCCCCAGGUCAGCGGUUGCUCGAUAUGCAAUGGUUUAGUGAAAUGAGCUCCGCAAAUGCAUUAUGAGAGAAGAACAGGCUGGCUGAUAAAAAAAAAACUUCUCAACUAUAUAGCUUUUUUUUUUUUUUUUUUUUUUUGUAAUGAAGCAGUGCUACCUUCUCUGAAGUGAAGCAGUGGAUUAAGAUAAAUAUACAGGUUUGCCUGCAAGACAAACUUUCUGUCAUUUUUAAGUCUGCCCAUUUGUAUUGGUCAGUACAACAGGACAUACAGCAGUGUGUGUAUUAUAUGCCUGUUUUAAUUUCCUAGUGCAUGCUAUAGUACAUACAAACUAGGGCUGUAAAUCCGAGUGGAAAAAAACAAACCUAAAAAGCUAAUAUUAAAAAUAAGUUGUCUUGGCAGCAGCAUAUGGAAAUGAUGAAAGAAGCAGCCUGUAGAUUAUAUGUACAUGUUGAUAAGGGAAAAGAAAGUUCAAAUUAAGUUACAUGAGCAAACUGGAAUAAAAGAAGAAAGGAGGGAGAAAAACGGCUUGUCAAGAGGUUGAAAAUAAGACCUGUGGAGAUUCACAGUAGAAAAUAGAAAACAAAAUAGGAAUGCCUGGGUGUAACAUAAAAAAAAAAAACUGGUUCACUUUUUACAUGAUUGAAAAUUCAGCACCUGGAGGAAUCAAGUGGUAUGGACUGAACAAAUAAAGUAAUAAAUGGAAUAGUUCAUAACAGUGGUGCAAUCCAUCAUCUAGACACUGUAAAGAAGAAUAUUUCAUGGUGAACAUGACAUACACAAUCAAGACUAUUAAGAAAACUGACCAUGAUUUUGGCAGGCUCAAAGACAACAUACAUAGUGGUCUGUCUGUAGGAACAGACUGUGGAUGAUUGGCUGUAUACAUAAAGGAAGAAGUCAUGCACCAGAUGGUUGUUGCUCUAGGGUUGUCAUUCUUGCUUCAGACGUGAGAAGCCUUGAGUUCAAAUCGCUAAUAAGACCAGUGUUUUAGGGAGAGAGGUGACAUAAUGAUUAAGGUUUUAACCUUGCAGAUGCAAAGUAUGGGGCUUGUUUCUGACCCCUGUUUUUUGGCUAUGCUUGUAAUAGUGUGCAGACUGGUAGCAUAGAAACUAUAAUAAUAAUCAGAUGUUGUCCAUUUAGAAGGCAAACCACUCUAAUUUCCAGAAGAUGCUGCAUUGAUUUGUCAGCAGAAGCAAGUGUAUUUAGGUGAGUUUGAGUCACUGCAUAGACAUGAGGCAGUCCUGUAUGUUGACUUCACCAAGUCAUUUGACUCAUUAGAAAACAUUAUGGCAGGGUGUUGGGACUUGUGUUCACACUGUAUUUUAGGUGUUCUUCUUUGGAAAGAAAUAAUAGCAGAUGGUAAAGAGUUCUUGGAAGUCUGAGAUUUUUAGAGGAAUUGGUGGUCAUUCUUAUGGGAACACCAUUGUAACAAACAUCAGAGCACAGUCUAGUUCAAGAAUGACACUAGCUUAUAUGCAUCAGGGGCAACUGUGCAGAUAAGGGCAUAGCCAUGUCAUACAAAUUGUCAGAGAUUUUACUGUUUAGGAUUAAUACUAAUAUCAAGCAGGAAAAAAUCAUAGAGUAUAACGAGCAAAGGGGCUCUGAAAUACAGUGUUGUUUUAACUGUCCUGAUCUUGUGAGGCCAUUGAUUUUUUGCCAUUGGCCCAUAGAAAAGAAUCAGAUCAGUUCAGUGCUUUACUUGGAACAUCUAGGAGGGACUGAAAAAGAAAGAAAAUAAUUUUCAGAGGAAAACUGGAGUGAGGAGCAGCAUACCUUUGUUUUGAAAUCCCUUGAUGUUAAUUAGAUAACUGUCAACUGUGUUUUCAGCCUUAAUGGAAUAAAACCAACCCGGUCAUAAUUUAAAGCUGAUGAUACAGUGUGAGGAGGGAAUUAAGUGGUACUUCUAGGAGGGUGGUGUCUGUGUGUAGUAAGCUACCACUGAAAGUUUUACCACAGAGCUCCCUCAGUUGAGUAUAAGAAAUGUUAAAGAAAAAGUUACUCUUGAAAAGGAAUGGCAAAACUUAAAAGUGGUCAUUAAGGAAGUUGAGAUGUAUAAACUUUUAUCUUCAAACAUUUUAUUGUUAAUGUCAAAAAAUAUUGCUUAUCAGAAGUAUGUUAAUUACUGGAGUACCCUGCCCAGUAAAUAAUGGAACCUAAACUUUAUCUGGCUGUGUGUGUGUGUAGAUAAAUAGAUAUAGAUAUAUAUAGAUACACAUACACA
This is a messenger RNA of Protopterus annectens (West African lungfish), 6854 nucleotides long. Its product is annotated as 1-phosphatidylinositol 4,5-bisphosphate phosphodiesterase gamma-1-like. The transcript is spliced from 32 exons. The record is from RefSeq and is a predicted model, not a curated record. Lineage: Eukaryota; Metazoa; Chordata; Ceratodontiformes; Protopteridae. Bases 404 to 4294 code for a protein of 1296 amino acids. Gene Ontology annotation, biological process: phosphatidylinositol-mediated signaling; phospholipid catabolic process; positive regulation of epithelial cell migration. Gene Ontology annotation, molecular function: protein binding; phosphatidylinositol-4,5-bisphosphate phospholipase C activity; calcium ion binding.